AGAACAGGGAGGAGUCUCAGAACAAGGAGUAUCAGAAGAGGAGGGGCCUUAGAAAAGGGAGUCUUAGUGCUGGGAGGAACCUAGAGCAGGGAGUGACAGGGGGAGGGGCCUAGAACAGGGAGUGUCAGGGCUGGGAGGAGCCUAGAAUAGGGAGUGACAGAGGGGAGGGAAUGUCAGAGCUGGGGGGAACUUUAGAACAAGGAGUGUCAGGGCUGGGAGAAGCCUUAGAACAGGGAGUGUCAGGGCUGGGAGGGGCCUAGAACAGGGAGUGUCAGGGCUGCGAAGGGCCUAGAACAGGGAGGAGUCUCAGAACAAGGAGUAUCAGAAGAGGAGGGGCCUUAGAAUAGGGAGUCUCAGUGCUGGGAGGAACCUGGAACAGGGAGUGUCAGGGGGAGGGGCCUAGAACAGGGAGUGUCAGGGAUGGGAGGAGCCUAGAAUAGGGAGUGACAGAGGGGAGGGGCCUAGAACAGGGAGUGUCAGGGCUGGGAGGAGCCUAGAACAGGGAGUGUCAGGGCUGGAAGGAGCCUAGAACAGGGAGUGUCAGGACUGGGAGGAGCCUAGAACAGGGAGGCCCCUCAGAACAGGGAGUGUCAGGGGGAGGGGCCAAGGACAGGGAGUGUCAGGGCUGGGAGGAGCCUAGAACAGGGAGUGUCAGGGCUGGGAGGAGCCUUAGAACAGGGAGUGUCAGGGCUGGGAGGAGCCUUAGAACAGGGAGUGUCAGGGGAGGGGCUGAGGACAGGGAGUGUCAGGGCUGGGAGGAGCCUAGAAUAGAAAAUAUCAGGGCUCCCCUGGCCCUUAGAACAGAAUCUUAGUUCCUCCAGUUGUUUUGAGCAGACCUCAUCCCCAAACCAGAAAUGUAGGUUUCUGGGACAUCUAACAAGGGGCUUAGGGAUCCUAACAUCUCCUCCUUUUCUAUUAAAGGAGAUUCAGGGGUGUUGGGAGAAGAAAUGAUGAAUCCAAGGUCACACGGAGGCCUCCUGGCACCCUCCUCUCUCAGGGGUGGCUGAAGUUUUCACCUCAUCUCCUGCUGGGGGAUGGGAGGCUUUGCCCCAUUAGCCAGGGAGCAGAGGAGUUCAUCUGUCAGCCCAGGCUUCCCUUCCAUCUGCAUUUCCUGUGUGCUGUCCUCUCAGGGCUUGGGCUCCUCUCUGCCCUCUGCCCUCUGAAGGACUGAGCUCGUGUCAUUCCGUGAGCGCCCAGUAGAGCUUAGGGCCCAUCCUCAGCUGUCUCUUCCCUGUGACCCAGGAGAUGGACCAAAGCUGAUCUGGGCUAAUCAGGGUUGGGAAAGGAGGCCCGGUGGAGGGAAGGGCAGGAGGGGGUGGGGUGGGAAGCAGUUACCACCUCCUUCCUUAUUGUCCUCUUCCCUAGUGACCAGGUAACAGUCUGGGCUCUGGCUGCCAACACCCGCAGGACCCAAGGAGGGGACUCCGUCUGAGCAGAGCCGGACCAGGCUUAGCCUCUCUCCCAUCCAAGAGCUGCUGUGCCAGGCCCCUGCGGACACUGAGGCAACCAUGAACAGAAUCUUUCCUCAGCCAAGGGCCUUGGAAGAAAACACAGAGGGGGAAAUCAAGACCUUUGCUGGGGAGGAAGAUUGCUGUGGUCCCUUCUCCUGCUGCAGCCGCCGCGGUUUCUGGCUCUCUGUCUGGGCCUUGCUCCUCCUUGUGUCUCUGACUGCCGUCCUCUGGCUGGUCAGCAGCUUCGGACUCCCACCACCGGCUCCUGUGACCAGGGCCUGUGCGACUGCCUCCAACCAGACGGGUUUCCUAUGCGAUGACCGCCAGACGUGUGUUCCCGCCAGCCUCGUGUGCGACGGCGUCCGCACCUGCCCACGUGGAGAGGAUGAAGACUCGGCUUUAUGCGGCAAGUGUGGGCUCGAGCCCUCGCUGGCCCUCAGGGAGAGGGGGAGGAGCACCGGCCCCCCGGGGAGCCAGGGCCCAGCCUCUGUGAUUUCUUUGGCCAGACCUGUGACGGGGUGUAGAGGCUUCUGGGUAAGGGGAGUCCCCGUCAGCCUCUGCUCCUCUCGGGCCGAACGGGUCAGAACCUUGACCUUGGGGUCUCCGUCACCGCCCUGGGACGCUAGCCUGCCCCUUAGCCCCACGGCUCGGAUUGGGACACCGAGGCCCCGAGAGAAAGGGGCCGCCCAGUCACAGACCAUCGGCUGCCCUUUGCGGAAGAUGCUCCUUUCCCAGAACCCUCUUCUCUCAGCCGCCCUCAGGACACAAAGCUUACCGUGGACCUCCUUUCCUGCCGGCCUCUUUCUAGGGAACGUCCCCCACAGCCUGCCCAGCUUCUUGGUGUUCCGAUGCAGCCGCCCCACCGCCUGGACCUUUGAGGACAAGAGAUGCGACGGGUCCAACGACUGUGGAGACUGCUCUGAUGAAGGCGCCGUGGCCCGCUGCCCACCCUGCGGACCUCAGGGGUGGGGCUGCACCCCCACCUUCUUCCAGUACUGCGGCUGCGUGCCUCGGCGCCUCUGCCGGGACGGGGUGCAGCACUGCUCCGACUGGUCCGACGAGUACGCCUGUCCCGGGCGCUGAGGACGCUUCCGUGCGGCCUCCCCCCUCGGCCUCCCGGGCUGCGGCUAACAGGAGGCAGAAACCCAAGAUCCUCCCUGCUGCCCGGUGCCGACAGUCUACGUGCUGGGGAUUCCACGGCAGAAGCCCUGGGUUCGAAUCCGCUUCUCCCACCGCCCAAUCGGGCGCCUCUUCCCACCCCAAAGCCGGCUCCUCGGACUUCCCACCAACCCACCCGAGCCCGUCCCUUCCGUGACCCAAAGCCGGGCCGUGGCGGGCUUGUGGGUGGGAGGGGAAGGGCCGGCCGGCCUGGGGCCCGGCUGCAGUCCCGAUGCUGGGCCAGCAGCGAAGGAGGCAUCGCAGGGCCGCCCGGCGGCGUUCUGGAAAACCACGAGGACGGAGGGACCUUUUCAAAGGGCCUAAGAUGGCUGCGUCCUGGGAGCCAGGCGUGCCCUCGGGGCUCCCAGGCAGAAGGGCAGAGAGCCGGCCCUGGCGACACCCAGCCGGGCGUCUGAGGCCUCAUUGGAACUCCCGAAGGGUCCCAGCUGUGGCUCUCCCCGGACCCGGCCCUUCCCAACUUCCCAGGCUGGGGGCGAGCCAAGAUGGCGGCCCAGGAGCGCCUAAAGCGCCGGCGUCUCCGACGAUCCCCCCAAAGCUUCCCAGAAAAACCAAUCCAAGGCCAACAAGACGCUGUGAGACUCCUACGGAAAACCCCGGAUGGGCCGGCCAAUGCUCGCACCGCCAGGGCCUCCCCUCGCCUCGCCUCGGCUCAGGAGCUCAGCAUCGUCCUGGCCCCGCCCCCCUCCCCUCUGCACCCCCCCUUCCAGGCCACCCUCCACUCGGCGUCAAAGUGAUCCUCUGAAAGGGUCGCUCUCAGCGUGGCACCUCCCUGCGUUCCCUCCGCUCCAGGGGCUCCCCGGCACCUCCAGGGCCCGCCUCUGACCCUCCUCACACUGACGUCUUCCACACGCUGUGCUCUGGAAUCUACCUCCAUAGCCCGAUCCCCGGAUCUCCCAUCUCCGUGCCUUUGUCCUGGCUGUCCCCAUGCCUGGGAUGCCCCUUCGGCUCCCUUCAAGCCUCCGAAGCCUCCGCUCAAAUCCUGUCUUCUCUGUAGAAGGCCUGCUUGGCCCCUCGGCUACGGGCCUUCCCUGAGAUUACCUUGUGUACCCUUUGCACCACAGAGAUGCACUUAUAGGCCCAUAACCUACAUGUGAAAGGACAUGUAAAAACUCACGUGUGCUUCUACAACUGGGUACACACGUAUUCACACAUGUAAAUGCACAUGACAUGCAAUUUGUAGAAACAUGUAUAUUAUAUGUGCUCGUAGUUGUGGGCAUAGAAACACACGCCGUAUCACAUAUGUGUAUAUAUACAUAGAAUGCAUUCUAUAUAUAACCUGUGUGUUUACAUACUUAAGUGUGUGUGUAGACAUGUAGAGCUCUCUUCCACACAAUACUAAUAUGGAAAAAUGUUUUCCAGGAUUACGCGUGUAAAAUCUCUGUCCGAUUGCUCACCGUGUCAGGAAGAGUGGAGGGAGGGGGGAGGAUCAGGAAAAGGGAGGCGAUUUGGAACUCAGAACUUUUAAACAAGCAAAUAUUUUUUUUAAUUGUUUUUACAUGUAACGGGAAAAUAAAAUAUUAUUUCAAGAAAGAAA
This is a messenger RNA of Monodelphis domestica (gray short-tailed opossum), 4164 nucleotides long. NCBI's taxonomy places the organism in Eukaryota, Metazoa, Chordata, Mammalia, Didelphimorphia, Didelphidae. The record is from RefSeq and is a predicted model, not a curated record.